CUCCUAAUCGCCGGUGGAUGGUGGCAGUUCUCAGCCUCACUUCAGAGGAUAGACUUGUUUGCUAGCAUAGCAUUUCAAUGGUGAUGCCUUGCGAACAUACAAGAAUAGACUUGUGAAGAAGAAGAAAGUUCAUAGAAAUUGAAGAGUAAGUAGGCUUCUGUAACACAACCUAAUAGUAUCGGUUACCAGCUAAUCCAGUCUCCCUUAUGGCUGUAGUGCCUAGCUAGAAUCACCAAAGGAGGAGUAAUCUAUGGCUUUGGAGGCUGUGGGAGGAUCAUUUCUCUCUUCUUUCCUUAAUGUCUUGUUUGAUAGGAUGGCUUCUCGCGAGUUUGUUGAUUUAAUUAAGGGCAGAAGGAUUAUUGAUGCCCAGGUAAAGAGGUUGAAUACGAUGAUGUUCGCUGUUAACGGAGUGCUGGAGGAUGCAGAGGAGAAGCAGAUUACUAGUUCAGCUGUGAGAAAGUGGCUUGAUGAGCUUAAAGAUGCUGUCUAUGAAGCUGAUGACUUGUUGGAUGAGAUUGCUUAUAAAGCUUUUCGAUUGAAGAUGGAAGCUGGAUCUCGUACCUUUGGAGAUCAGGUGAGGGGCUUUUUCUCUUCUCGUAAUCCAUUUAAAAAGGGGAUGGAAGAAAAGUUAGAUGACAUCCUUGACAGGCUUGAAGAUUUAGUGAAACAAAAGGCUGCCCUUUCUCUGAGAGAUGGUACUGGAGACAAACCAUCUUCACAGAAAGUACCCACUACUUCUCUUGUUGAUGAAUCUGGUGUUUAUGGUAGGGAUGAUGAUAAGGAAGCCAUAAUAAAUUUGUUGUUGUCUGAUGAUGCAAACGGGAAUGACCUUCGUGUGAUUCCUAUCGUGGGCAUGGGUGGGGUUGGUAAAACAACCCUUGCUCAGCUUGUCUACAAUGACAUAAGAGUGCAAGAUUUUGAAGUCAAAGCGUGGGUCUGUGUUUCAGACGAACUUGAUGUUUUUAAGGUAACAAAAGAUGUCCUUAUGGAAGUUACUUCAUUAACUUGUGAAAACAAGACUUUAAAUCAGCUUCAACUUGAGCUAAAGGAAAGAUUGAAGGGGAAAAGAUUUUUGCUUGUUUUAGAUGAUGUUUGGAGUGUUAAGUAUACUGACUGGGAAAUUUUGCAGAAGCCUUUUAUGUCUGGGGCUCAAGGAAAUAGGAUUGUUAUUACAACACGCAUUGAUCAUGUGGCAUCAACCAUGCAAACUGUUCCAGCCCUCCAUCUAAAGGGAUUAACUGAUAAGGAUUGUUGGUCCUUGUUUGCAAAACUUGUAUUUGAUGAUGGAAAUUCUAGCACACAUCCAGAUUUGGAAGUAAUUGGUAGAGAAAUAGUGAGUAAGUGCAAAGGUUUACCUUUAGCUGCAAAAGCUCUUGGGGGUCUUUUACGCUCCAAGAGGGAUGUUGAGGAAUGGGAGAAGAUAUCGAAGAGCAGUUUGUGGAAUUCAUCAAAUGAUGACAUUCUUCCAGCUUUAAGAUUGAGUUACCUUUAUCUUCCAUCACAUCUAAAACGAUGCUUCGCUUACUGUGCAAUAUUUCCUAAAGAUCAUGAAUUUGAAAAGGAGGAAUUGGUCCAUUUAUGGAUGGCAGAGGGUUUCUUAGUUCCUUCCCCUGCAGAUAAAGAGAUGGAAGAAGUAGGUGAUGAGUACUUUCGUGAUCUUGUAUCAAGAUCAUUUUUUCAACGGUCAAGUGGCCAUCACUCAUACUUCAUUAUGCAUGACCUGAUAAAUGACUUGGCUAAGCAAGUAUCUGGAGAGUUUUGCUGUAGGUUGGAUGGUGAUGAUUCAUGCAAGAUUACUAAAAGGACUCGCCAUUUAUCAUAUGUUGGAACAGAAUAUGAUUCUGGUAUGAUAUUUGACGGCAUCUAUGAAGCCCAAUUUUUGCGUACGUUUAUACUUAUGGAGUGGUCAUGCAUUGAUAAUGAGGUAAUGCAUGAUUUAUUGCUGAAAUUCAGGCAAUUACGAGUACUCUCUCUCUCUCAAUAUCGUAGUGUAACUGCAUUGCCUGAGUCAAUUGGCUACUUGAAGCAUUUACGAUAUCUAAAUCUCUCUACAGCAUCAGUAAAAAGGUUGCCUGAGAUUCUGAGUACUUUGUAUAAUUUGCAAACGUUGAUCUUGCGUGAGUGCAUAUACCUUGCUGUGUUGCCUGAUUCUAUUGGAAAUUUGAAGUAUUUACGAUACUUGGAUCUCUCGGGAAUAUUGAUCAGAAGGUUACCUGAAUCUCUGAGUGGCUUGUUCAAUUUGCAAACACUAAUCUUGUGUCAUUGCAAAGAUCUUGUUGAGCUGCCAACAGACAUGGCAAGGUUAAUCAACUUGCGGCAUCUGGAUAUUAGAGGAACAAAAUUGCAAGAGAUGCCAUCACAAAUGAAUGAGUUAAAAAAUCUCCAUAUAUUAACUAAUUUCAUUGUAAGACAGUGUGGAUCUAACAUAAAGGAGUUGGGCAAACUUCAGCAUCUACGAGAAAAACUUUGUAUUUGGAAUCUUGAAAAUAUUGUGGACGCUGAAGAUGCUUUGGAAGCCGAUUUGAAGGGUAAGAAGCACCUUAAGGAGUUGGAGUUGAGAUGGAACGAUGAUACUGCUAAUUCAGCACUUGAAAGAGGUGUGCUUGAGCAAUUACAGCCUCAUGCAAAUGUCAAAUUUCUUUCAAUUGUUGGUUAUGGGGGUGGUAGAUUUCCAGAUUGGGUAGGAGAUUCUUGUUUCUCAAAUAUGGUAUCCUUGAAGCUCAGUGGAUGUAAAUACUGCGUCUCUUUACCACCAGUUGGGCAGUUAGCAUCUCUAAAAGAUCUCUCAAUCGCAGAAUUUGGUAGAAUUGAGGUUGUUGGUCCUGAAUUCUAUGGAAAUUGCACAUCUAUGAAGAAUCCAUUUAGAUCCCUAAAAAUCCUGAAGUUUGAGAGGAUGCCAAAAUGGCAUAAAUGGAUUUCUUAUAUAGAAGAAGAUGAAAGUAGAGCUUUCCCUGUCCUCCAAGAGCUUUACAUAAGAGAAUGUCCCAACCUAAUGACGGCCUUGCCCAGUCACCUUCCUUCUUUAACAAUACUUGAGAUUGAGGGAUGCCUGCAUCUUGUAGCUUCACUUCCAAGGGCUCCAGCGAUCAUUAAAAUGAAGUUAAAGGAUGAUUCUCGUGAUGUGCUAAUAAAGAAAUUGCCUUCAGAGCUGCACAGUCUCAUACUUGAUAGAUUCUACUCUUCAGAUUCCAUAUUGGAUCGAAUUGGUAGUUUUUUCGCCACUUUAGAAGAAAUUGAAAUCCGAAACCAUGAUUCGCUCAAGUGCUUCCCACUAGACUUGUUCCCAAGGUUGAAGAGUCUCCGCAUCACUAGAUGUCCCAUUCUGGAAUCCCUUUCCACAUGUGAGACAACCCAUGAGAAUUUCACAUCUCUCAGUUCCUUGGAGAUCAGGGAGUGUCCUAAUUUAGUAUCUUUUCUCAAAGGAAGAUUACCUGCCCCUAAUUUGGCACGGCUUCUAUUGCUAGGUUGCUCAAAUGUGGAAUCCUUUCCUGUAAAGAUGCUACUGCCCUCUAGUCUUACAUCUCUUAAAAUUUGGGAUUUUCAAAAUCUGAAAUUUCUGGACUACAGUGGACUUCAACAUCUUACCUCUCUGAGAGAAUUGGAGAUCUGUAACUGUCCUAAGCUCCUGUCCAUGCCAGAAGAGGGGCUGCCCUCCUCACUUUCUUCUCUGUCUGUCUUUUUAUGUCCUUUGCUGGAACAAAGGUGUCAACGGGAGCAAGGGGAAGAUUGGCCCAAGAUCUCGCACAUCCCUCAUGUAAAAGUUAAUUUCCACAAGAUCAAUUGACCCAAAAACUAGAAGAGUUGCUCUUUUUCUUUUCAUUCAACAAGCUGAGGCUCUUGAUUCAAUUUAUUUUCUGUCCAUUUGAGGCUCCUGAUUUGAUCUAUACCAAUUCAAUUUUGAUUCUCAAUAAUGAGAACUGGACUGAAAUGUUGGAUGCAGGUAAAUUGCACUAAUUACUAGUACAUGUCUGCGAUAAAAAACACAUAUUAUUAACCAAAUUGAAAAUGUUGUCUUUAUGUAAUAUUUUCAUCUCAGAACUGUUUGCCUUUAAAACCUGAAAGAGAGAGCGCUUUGGAUUUGCAACUUCAUACUUCUUUCAAGUUCCAUGUUGAAUGGCCUCUAUCAUGACCAAAAAUGUUUCUGACAUGUUUCAUCUGGUUAUUUCAUAGUGUUGUUGGGUGGUCUAGUUUUUUCAAGUGCUCCUUGUUCCUUGCUCUGAGUAACCAAUCAUUUUUUUUGUUAUUCAUCAUAAAUUUCUCAAUUUCUCAAUAUAAGCAUUAUAUAACUUAUGAUUUUAACUUAAAAGUAAGUCCUGAUUCUCUUGAAUUGGUAUUAAUCCAUUUCACAAUAGCUACCAGUUGCUUUUUGUUGCCCCUCCAGGAAUAAUUUUAUAUGAAGAAGUAUUAAAUGAUAUGCAUUGUUUUGUUAUUACUUACUAGAAAUUUAUUUGAAUGGCUUAUUGGUGUACUUCUCUUGACAUUCCUGAUAAUUGAGGGAUGCUUUUACUUUCGCCUUUUCUAUGUUAAAAUAUUCCUCAUAGAUAGCUGACCUGAUUAGGUAAAAGAAUUGCACUUAAACAACUCCAAUACUUCAUUCUUUCUAAUAUUUAAGUUUCGUUUCCCCACAAUUUGCAGCAUGGUUAAUGCCACUGCUUGAAUGGAAUAUUUUAAGUAAAACUCAAUGCCAUUUGUUAAAGAAGAUUGCUUUAUAUUUCUAUUUUGAAAGAUAAUCUGAUCUUAUUCUCACUAGUCCUUUGCUGGAUUGUAAAAUAAAAAUUCAUUCAAUACAUUUGAGGCUGAAGAAAGCAGGAGUGACAGAUGGCAUCUGAUCCUGGUUUCCAUCUCCUUUACUGAAAAUAUUGGAGCUGAAGCUAGAGCUUACAAAUUGUUCUGCUCCUGGAGGAUUUGAGGUAGCUGGUCAAUUUUUGCGUAUGCAAAUUCAUUCUCCAUCUUUAAGUACACUGGAAAGUGAAGCAUUGCAUAUACUGAGCAUGUAAGGACAGUUCUAGAAUAGAGAAUGCAACUAAAUUUGGUCCAUGGUUCCAUCUGAGAAAGUUGAAAUUGGAUAACCAAAAUAUCACAAAACUUAGGUGAGGGGCUUCCUGUAACACAUCAGGCAUCAGCUGCUUUCCACAAAUGAGAUGACAGGCCAUCAGAGAUGCCAUUAACAUUGGCCUAGAUUCUGUCCAUGUUGUCCAAGAGUGGAAUUUAGUUUCGUUUGUUGAAUGAGGCAUGAGUAAGCUGGAUCAGAAAAUGCUGGUUUUGUUUGUAUGGAAAGUUUGAGCAACAAGGCUGUUAUCACUGCUGCCGAAGGGCGUUUCACAUUCCUAAGGUUUGAGUUAUGUUUAGCAUCUUUUUGAAAAGGGGGUGCAUAUAUAUUCAUCCAUCUGCUUUAAGAUCUAUGCUAUAUAGAUCGGUAACACUAUUGUGGAAGGGGAAGAUAUCGGUUGGAGAUUCAUCUAUUUUUUCAGUCACACAGCCAACAAUGGCUAGCCAGGCAAAUCUAGCAGCAAAGGAUCCCUUGUGUUUGUUAGCUGAGGAAUUUGAUGAUUGUAAGUUAUGAAUGUACAUGUCAAAUUUGUAAGAACAAAUAAAAUAAAAAUUACUCAUAUCUAAUUUGUUGUUGA
Molecule: messenger RNA, 5627 nt
Organism: Hevea brasiliensis (rubber tree)
Lineage: Eukaryota; Viridiplantae; Streptophyta; Magnoliopsida; Malpighiales; Euphorbiaceae
Product: putative disease resistance RPP13-like protein 1
Exons: 5
Coding region: 251-3784 (1177 amino acids)
Biological process (GO): defense response to other organism
Molecular function (GO): ADP binding
Source: RefSeq, a predicted model, not a curated record